Stegodyphus dumicola is the source of this 801-nucleotide messenger RNA. RefSeq names its product protein NipSnap homolog 3A-like. NCBI's taxonomy places the organism in Eukaryota, Metazoa, Arthropoda, Arachnida, Araneae, Eresidae. Gene Ontology annotation, cellular component: mitochondrion. The record is from RefSeq and is a predicted model, not a curated record.
AUGGCAUCUACUUUUUAUAAAGGACUCUUUGGGAUCUUGUACCGGGGUCAAAGUAAUGCAGCAUUCAAAUCUCUAUUUAAUUUCAAAAGAACAUUAUCAAUCCCACCUUCCAGAGAUGCCGAAAUAGAUGGAUUAUACUUUGAUAGUAAUAAAUCACAGAAGAUCUAUGAAAUUAGAACGUAUACUAUUCAUCCAAAAGAUUACAAGGAAUAUAUGAAAUUCACCGAAGACAAUUUUCAUCUUCGUUUUAAACAUUCUAAAUUGUUUGGAUUUUGGAGCACUGAAUUUAAUGCACUCAAUGAAAUAGUUCACAUAUGGGAAUAUGAUAAUCAUGAUCAUUGUGCUAAAGUUCGCCAGGACCUUUCAGCUGACACUGAAUGGCAGUCUAACUAUGUGAACAAAGUUGUACCGAUGUUGAUUAGUGAAACAAAUGCCACUACGAUGCUUCUACCUUGGAGUAUAAUAACUCUACCUUGUAGACCAGGAGUUUAUGAAUUGCAAAUAUUUAAUAUGAAUAGUCAUACUGAUAUAUGGGAUGGAAGACUUAAAGCUGCUAUGGAACUGAGUUCACUCAAGUUGAAGAGCUUUAAUUCAGUUCUCAUAGGUUGUUUCAUAUCUGUUUUUGACUCCCAAAAUACUGUGCAUGCUUUAUGGCAGCAUGAAAGCUUUGACAAAUUUCCAUUUGGUUGCUUGAAGUUGCUCAAUGAGACCAACCUAUCAGUUCUACAUGCUUUUUAUCGUGAAGUUCGAACCGGAUACAGCAAGUGCCUGUUGCCUCACAAAGCAUCACCUCUACAAUGA